Nicotiana tabacum (common tobacco) is the source of this 1169-nucleotide messenger RNA. RefSeq lists its product as uncharacterized. The record is from RefSeq and is a predicted model, not a curated record. Gene Ontology annotation, molecular function: cyclin-dependent protein serine/threonine kinase inhibitor activity. Lineage: Eukaryota; Viridiplantae; Streptophyta; Magnoliopsida; Solanales; Solanaceae. Gene Ontology annotation, biological process: negative regulation of cyclin-dependent protein serine/threonine kinase activity. Gene Ontology annotation, cellular component: nucleus.
GAUCUCCCCCCAGAUUUGUCUAGAAAUUACCGUCACAUUUAACGGCUGUCAAAAACCCAGGACCACAGAAAUGACAGCACUACUCAUCAGCCAAUAAUAAGAACCACAAUCCGACGAAAUUUGAUCUCAUUAUUAUCAUCCUCACCCUCUUCACUACUCUCUCUCUCUCUCUCUUCUCUGCAAAAGAAGGUCUGCUCAGUGAGUACUUUAAUUUAAGGGAAAGUAAAAUUCUGAAAUUCUUGUUCAGAGCUUCUGUUAUAGAAUUGAAGAUAGAGAGAUUUUUGUGUACGAUCGAGGAGGGUCUAAAUUUCAAAUUCGACAUUUAAUAUUCAUACAUAAUUAGCUGAUUCGCAUAUAUAGAAUCUACGCUGUUGUUAUUGAUUAAAGCCUACAUGUACAUAUGGUAUAUAAGUGAGAGGAAUUGAUGGGAAGGUAUAUAUGAGGAAGUGCAAGGGAAUUGAAGAGGUGACGAUUAUGGAGGUGUCAGAUGUAGAUUUGGAAGUGCCGACGACGACGAAAAAGAGGAAGAUAUCAAGUGAUGGAGAUGUCAAGCUCAUGUCUCCUCCUCUACUUCGCUGCAGAAGUCACUCCGGAGUCGGAGAUACGCCGGCCGGAAGUUUGGUUUCUCCGUCGAGUUCGGUUAAUUUAAAUGAUGCUUCUAACUUAGAUCACGAUUUAGCGUCUUAUUGCUUAAGGAAUGGAUCAAGCGAGGAGAACAGUGUGAUAGCGUCUGCAGAAAGUAAAGAGGCGAAAUUAUCAAGCGAGCGUCAACGAACGCCGGAGAAAAUGCCGUCUGAAAAAGAGAUUGAAGAGUUUUUUGCAGCUCGCCAGAAAGCUAUACUUAAACGAUUUAGAAAAAAGUACAACUUCGACUUUGAGAAAGAGGAGCCAUUGGAAGGUCGCUACGAAUGGGUCCGAAUAGGAAGUUGAAGAUUGAAUUCGCAAGACUGACCACAACAGUAUCAAUUGCUGCUGCUUCAUUUAUUUUUGCUGGUACUACACCAAUACCUUGUUUAGGUGUUCGUGCUUUUCUUUCCUAAUAAAUAAUAAUUAUUCUUUUGCCCUUUUAAAUUGAGGGCUAGGAGUUUGGAGAUGUAGAGUUAAUAGUGGAUUAACAAUGCAGGCACCUUUCAUCCAACUUUCUUCGUCUUGAAUUCUUAUAUUAUUAA